Molecule: messenger RNA, 899 nt
Organism: Lactuca virosa
Lineage: Eukaryota; Viridiplantae; Streptophyta; Magnoliopsida; Asterales; Asteraceae
Source: the annotation of a GenBank genome assembly
AGAAAAAGGAAAUUAAUUAUAGCAUUGAAUCAUUUGUUAAGAUGGUAACCGACUUGUGGAAUAACAAAAAGAGCCACACUUGGGACGAAAGAAAGAGCUGAAAAUGAUGAAAUUGACAUGGAAGAACCAAACCAAGAACAAGAACAAGAACAAUAAGCGCCCAAUCGCAACCAUCUCUGACCUCCCAUUUGAUCAGGAAGAAGAUACAGUCGCUACGUUCGCCGCCGACGACACCAGCCAAGAUAGAUGUAAAGCUGGAGAGGAUGGUAGUGUCGGGACGUCUACACCGGGUUCGAAUGUUGACGAGACGAUCCAACUUGCCGAAUCCUUUCAAGCACAAGGGAACAAGCUUGCGGAGGUGGGAAAAUACCGUGAAGCACUUGGAAAAUGGGAAGCUGCUAUCACUUUGAUGCCUGAGAGAGCCACUUUACACGAGCAAAAGGCUCAAGUUUUACUUGAAAUCGGAGAAACAUGGAAGUCUCUAAUGGCAGCAACCCGUGCCACCCAAUUGGAGCCUUCAUGGGCUGAGGCAUGGGUCACCCUUGGAAGAGCACAACUGAACUUUGGGGAGCCUGAUAGUGCCAUAGAAAGCUUUGACACAGCAUUAGCUAUUAAGCCUGAUUCUGUAGAGGCAAAGGAGGAUAGGAAAGCAGCAUUACAUCUUGUGAAGAAAAGAAAGCAGCUUCAUUCUUCAGGCCUCAGUGUCUCUGAAAACCGCUUUGUAGUUGGAGAGGAAACCCAUGAACAACUUAUAUGAAUUAUCAAAGGGCUUGCCAAAUAACAUCUCUAGUUUAUUAAUGUUAUAAUUGUAGCUUCAGUUAUAUAUUAUAUAAUAUUAGAUUGAACAAACACGGUGUUACUUGUGUAGCCCUCUUUGGUAUGAACUUUUAAAACAGUCG